AAAGAGAUUCUGUAGAACCAAGUGAAACUGCUGAUACUCAAUACGUUUCUCGUGUUAAACAAAAACAAAAACAAAGCAGCCAUUUCUUACAGAUUUACUCAAUACUUUCUAUCUGUGGUUAUUAUACCUCUUAUUCUGUAAUUAGUUUUUAUUAUGAAUUAUUUAUUUCCAGAUCUGUCUGGCCUGUGCAGACCUGUGGGCACUAUAAGGGGGAGUACUGCAUCACCUUUAUCUUUUUAUCCCUUUGGCCUUGCUCCGUGCCUGAAAGGUCACCACACUGGAACGUCCAGGUGCACAUGUGCCACUGGACACCGGGAUGUUGGGGGACACACAUGUUGCCGGAUGCUGGAAAGGUGCACGCAUGCUCUGUUGGACGCUGGAAUGCUGGUGCAUGUGCACAUGUUAUUGGCAUGAGCUGUAGUUCAAACCUCAGCCAUUUGAUGCUUGAAUUCCCAAACCAUUCAUGGAAAUGGAUACUUCUUCCUGCUGGAAUUCUCUCUCUCUCUCUCUCUCUCUCUUUUUUUAACUGAUUGGGGAGUGAGGUGUUGGGGGUGGGUCUUGCUACAUUGCCCAGGCUCAAACUUCUGGGCUCAAAUGAUCCUCCUGUCUCUGCCUCUGCUUCUGCCUCGGCCUCCGGAGUAGCUGGGACUACAGGCCUGAAAUACUGUUUCUUUAAGGAAGUGCAUGUUACCUAUAAUACCAAACCACAAAAGGAUAGCCGCGGUUUUGGGCGAGGAGAGCUCAGAGAGUUUCUUGCACAUGGCCCUGUGGUGGCGGCCAUGGCCCUGCAUAGACACGAGCUGGAAUCUGCAGGUGGCAGCCAGGACGCUGCGUGUGUCGAGUGCACAGUGUGGCUUGGUGCCAACCAUGGCGAGGGUGGAGAGCCCCGUGCCUGCAGCGCGCGCUUCCCUCACCGGGUCCUGCGUCCUUGGGCAGGCGAUGCCCCUGCGGGGAGGGGCUGGUCCAUCCCCGGCCAGCCACGGACCCACGCAUGGACCCAGCGACCCACGGACCUGCUUACCUGGGCGCGGCGCGGGUGGCAUGCGGCCACGCGGAGGGGGCGCGCUGGGCUGCUGCGGCCUCUGCAGCUUCUGCACCUGCCACGGUGCGGCCGGAGAUGAAAUCAUGCACCAGGACAUCGUCCCGCUCUGUGCUGCCGACAUCCAGGACCAGCUGAAGAAGCGCUUUGCUUACCUGUCCGGUGGGCGGGGGCAGGACGGAAGCCCGGUUAUCACUUUCCCUGACUACCCGGCCUUCAGCGAGAUUCCGGACAAGGAGUUCCAGAAUGUCAUGACCUACCUCACCAGCAUCCCCAGGUGUCCGCUGACGCCCGGUGUGGACUCUCAGGUGUCUGCUGACGCAGGUGUGGGCCCUCGGGUGUCCGCCGAAGCCAGGUGUGGGCCCUCGGGUGUCCGCCGAUGCAGGUGUGGGCCCUUGUUCGUCAGAGGGCAGACACCACCACGCAUUCCCUUUCUCCUCCAGGUCAUAAUGCUGAGCUCCGUACCAGACUUACACGGUUACAUCGAUAAGUCGCAGCUGACCGAGGACCUGGGCGGGACCCUGGACUACUGCCACUCCCGGUGGCUGUGCCAGCGCACGGCCAUCGAAAGUUUCGCCCUCAUGGUGAAGCAGACGGCUCAGAUGCUGCAGUCCUUCGGGACCGAGCUGGCCGAAACAGAGCUGCCCAAUGACGUCCAGUCGACAAGCUCAGUGCUGUGUGCGCACACGGAGAAGAAGGACAAGGCGAAGGAGGAUUUGAGGCUGGCACUGAAAGAGGGGCACAGUGUCCUGGAGAGCCUCGGGGAGCUGCAGGCUGAGGGCUCAGAGCCCGGUGUGAACCAGGACCAGCUUGACAACCAGGCCACCGUGCAGAGGCUCCUGGCCCAGCUGAACGAAACCGAGGCUGCCUUCGAUGAGUUCUGGGCGAAGCAUCAGCAGAAACUGGAGCAGUGUCUGCAGCUCCGGCACUUUGAGCAGGGCUUCCGGGAGGUCAAAGCCAUCUUGGACGCAGUGUCCCAGAAGAUAGCAACCUUCACGGACAUCGGCAACAGCCUGGCGCAUGUGGAGCACCUGCUGAAGGACCUGGCCAGCUUCGAGGAGAAAUCGGGCGUGGCCGUGGAGAGGGCCCGGGCCCUGUCUCUGGACGGCGAGCAGCUCAUUGAGAACAAGCACUACGCCGUAGACUCCAUCCGCCCCAAGUGCCAGGAGCUCAGGCACCUCUGUGACCAGUUCUCUGCGGAGAUCGCAAGGAGGAGGGGGCUGCUCAGCAAGUCCCUGGAGCUGCACCGCCGCCUGGAGACGUCCAUGAAGUGGUGUGAUGAAGGGAUUUACCUACUGGCCUCACAACCUGUGGACAAGUGCCAGUCCCAGGACGGCGCAGAGGCUGCUCUCCAGGAAAUCGAGAAGUUUUUGGAGACCGGUGCGGAAAAUAAGAUCCAGGAGCUCAACACAAUUUACAAGGAAUACGAAUCCAUCCUCAACCAAGAUCUCAUGGAGCACGUGCGAAAGGUCUUCCAGAAGCAGGCGAGCAUGGAGGAGGUGUUCCACCGCAGGCAGGCCAGCCUGAGGAAGCUGGCAGCCAGGCAGACGCGGCCCGUGCAGCCGGUGGCCCCCAGACCCGAGGCACUGGCAAAGUCGCCCUGCCCCUCCCCAGGCAUUCGGCGAGGCUCUGAGAACUCCAGCUCCGAGGGCGGCGCGCUCCGGAGAGGGCCCUACCGGAGGGCCAAGAGUGAGAUGAGUGAGAGCCGGCAGGGCCGCGGCUCAGCGGGGGAGGAGGAGGAGAGCCUGGCCAUCCUGCGCAGGCACGUGAUGAGCGAGCUCCUGGACACAGAACGGGCCUACGUGGAGGAGCUGCUGUGCGUCCUGGAGGGCUACGCCGCAGAGAUGGAUAACCCGCUGAUGGCCCACCUCCUGUCAACAGGCCUUCACAACAAGAAGGAUGUUUUGUUUGGAAACAUGGAGGAAAUCUAUCACUUCCACAACAGGAUAUUCCUCAGGGAGCUGGAAAACUACACCGACUGCCCAGAACUGGUUGGAAGAUGCUUUCUGGAGAGGAUGGAGGAUUUCCAGAUCUACGAGAAGUACUGUCAGAACAAGCCCCGCUCCGAGAGCCUGUGGAGACAGUGCUCUGACUGCCCGUUCUUCCAGGAAUGCCAGAGGAAGCUGGACCACAAGCUGAGCCUGGACUCCUACCUGCUGAAGCCAGUGCAGAGGAUCACCAAGUACCAGCUGCUGCUCAAGGAAAUGCUGAAAUACAGCAAGAACUGCGAGGGGGCUGAGGACCUGCAGGAGGCGCUGAGCUCCAUCCUGGGCAUCCUGAAGGCCGUGAACGACUCCAUGCACCUCAUUGCUAUCACCGGCUAUGACGGGAAUCUCGGCGACCUGGGCAAGCUGCUGAUGCAGGGCUCGUUCAGCGUCUGGACCGACCACAAGAGGGGCCACACCAAGGUGAAGGAGCUGGCCAGGUUCAAACCCAUGCAGCGGCACCUGUUCCUGCACGAGAAGGCGGUGCUCUUCUGCAAGAAGCGGGAGGAGAACGGGGAGGGGUAUGAGAAAGCUCCCUCCUACAGCUACAAGCAGUCCUUAAACAUGGCUGCCGUCGGCAUUACGGAGAACGUGAAGGGAGACGCUAAGAAGUUUGAGAUCUGGUACAACGCGCGCGAGGAGGUGUACAUCGUCCAGGCGCCAACUCCUGAGAUUAAAGCCGCAUGGGUGAAUGAAAUUCGGAAAGUGCUGACCAGCCAGCUGCAGGCUUGUCGAGAAGCCAGCCAGCACCGGGCACUGGAGCAGUCGCAGAGCCUGCCCCUGCCGGCCCCGACCAGCACCAGUCCCUCCAGAGGAAACUCAAGGAACAUCAAGAAGCUGGAAGAAAGGAAAACAGACCCCCUGAGCCUGGAGGGAUACGUCAGCUCAGCGCCACUGACAAAGCCCCCCGAAAAGGGCAGAGCUUCUCCUACCAGUCCUGACAAAAAAGCCAAGCGGCAUGAAGUAAAGAGCGACCCGACUCCCUUUGGUGUGCGAGGUUGGAGCAAAACGUCCCACUCACUGGAGGCACCUGAGGACGACGGGGGCUGGUCAAGUGCAGAGGAGCAGAUUAACUCAUCCGACGCAGAGGAGGACGGCGGGUUGGGCCCCAAGAAGCUGGUUCCGGGUAAAUACACGGUCGUGGCGGACCACGAGAAGGGAGGCCCCGAUGCGCUGCUCGUGAGGAGCGGGGACGUGGUGGAGCUGGUGCAGGAGGGCGACGAGGGCCUUUGGUACGUCAGGGACCCGACCACUGGCAAGGAGGGCUGGGUGCCGGCCAGCAGCCUGUCCGUCCAGCUCGGCCCGUCCGGCUCGGCCCAGUGCCUGAGCAGCUCAGAGUCGAGCCCGGGGUCGGCCGUGCUGAGCAACUCGUCCAGCUGCAGCGAGGGCGGCCAGGCCCCCUUCUCCGACCUGCAGGGGUAGCGCCGCGCAGUCUCGGCGCAGGAGACCCGCGCGCUGUCUGGGGCUGCCACUGCGAGGGCUGGCGUGGCGUGGGGAGGGCGCAGUGCCCCCGGACGUCCCGAGGAAGGGGCACCUCAGCGCCCCGACCCAGAGCGCCUGGCCGUGCGGGCUGCAGAGGACCCCUCCAGGGCAGAGGCAGGUUCCACGGAAGACCCCGGCCCGCCGGGGCUUCCUCGGAGACUCCAGAGCCCACGGAGGAGGGGCCGCAGGGAACAGCCCCGGGCAGGAGGCGCCGGGCAGCGGCAUCUCCUCCUGGCUCCACCGUGCUGCUUCUGCCUCUGGACGGUGCUUUCAGGGGACGCGCAGACCGUGGUGGAGCUGCUUCCGGAGAAGUGGAUGAUUCUCUGACCGACGGCCUGAGGAGAGCGGGGCUCGGGGACUCUUUAUCUUUUACAAGUUAUAGGAUUUUUUUUAAGCAGGGAUCAAUCCCGUGGCCAUUUUUUGUGGUACUUUGGCCUCAAUUCUUUACCAGGAAUCACUGUGUUUACAUGAAAUGACAAUUUGAUACUGUAUUUGAUAGAAAACUAUUUUUUUGUUACCGGGGUUUACAUAGAAGCACGUUGUUUAUGCCACUAAAUGACUUUGGGGGACUCUCCCAUGGAAACGGAUGGCACUGCCUGAAGCUCCCUGGUCACAGGUGGAUGAAAACGUGUCCCUGGGUGACAUCAGGUGGUGUCUCCACCACCAAAAGCAGUUAGAAGCCAAGGAGAUUCCUUUAUCUACCUAGGGUUCAUUUUCAAAAGAAAAUUUAAACUAUAAUUUAAACAACCUUCUUUUCUACAAAAAAAAAAAAAUGAAGGGACUUGAUUUUUUUAAAGAGCUUCAGUGAAUUAGGAUAUUUUUAUUGCUUUUAAAGAAAAUACAAAGAUGCAGUUUCUGCAGGGUGUGGUGUGGACCAGCGCUGCCGACCAUAGCUCAGAGAGGCCUGCCCCUGCUUCACUGCACCACAGCCUCCUCGGAGGCCACACCUCCACUCCCCUCCCCACGCGACCCCUGCCUCCCACCCAGGUCCACCUGCCACCUGGUGACCACCUUGAGUGCAGAAGUGAAAGUGGGGAGAGUAUUUUAUUGAAGUCACAGCAGAACUGGAAAAAAACUCUUCUGUUUUACCCUUCUUGUGUUUCAGAAACAUAUUCUGUUCCUUUGAAGCCCUUUCAGUGUCUAGUCUGCAGAUGUUUUUGUAUGUGUGCACCUCUGACCAUGUGUGUACAUAUGUGUCUUGCUGGAAAGGGCAUAUUCGCUGUCCCCAUGCUGCUGGGCAUGCCACCUCACAGCCUCAUGGUUCCCAGCCCCAGCACAGUGGAGGCGGGCAUGGCUGCAUUCCCCUCACACUACCCUCCCAGCGGCUUGCAGCCGUCACUGGCCAGACCUCCAGGGUGCGGAAUCAAAUAGGAAGCAUGCAGAGACUCGGCAGCUUUUCCUCUGAUGUGUAAGUUAUUUGGAACGCGUGCUGUGUCCUGCGAUGUCCCUGAUGUACUGUGCAGGCGCGGUGCCUCCAUCUCGUCGCGCAGCUGCGCGCCCUUGUGUGACCCUCCCCAUAAAGGCACUUUACAGCUUCAUGUUUCAUCCACUGUCACUUUUUUUUAACUGCUGAUGUAAAUGGAAUUUUAAAAGCAGAGUUCUUUAUUGUAUGGAUGACGUUUGAAUAAAUAUCAGCAAUUCCUGCCAUCUGCCUUUGUCCGUCAAGACACAGAACGUCUCAGCGGUUGGGGUUUCCAGGGCUGCAGUGCACUGUGCUUGCACAUGGCAAGUCAUUGUUGAGACGGAAAAGAAGCCGGCAGUGAGCAGGGCCCAGCGUGCGGCUCAGGCACCGAGCAGCCCCUUUGCUUUCUUCUGUCAGACAGCGAUGAUGACAAAAUAGCAACAAGGUUGUGCGUGUCAGAAACGCAAAGGCAGCAGAGAAAGCGUAGAGGAACCAUUACAGAAUCACAACGCAGCCAACACGCUCCAGACCAGAAAAGGGAGCAUAAAGAAAGGGUAUUGAUCCAAUAGAAGAAGGGAAGGGUGGAGAAAGGGGAAAGCAUGGUUAACAGGAAACAACAUGUGACGGAAGAGACAGCCCAGAUGUGUCUGACUCACAGCAGAUGUGAUCAUGUUACGCUGGCCUCCUGGGAGAGCAUCGGAUCGGACGUGACAAGUCACUGCUUAGAGACCAUCAAGCAAAAUUAUAUAUAGAUUGAAGAUUUAAAAUAAAAGAAGAUAGAACAGACAAACACUAACCAUAAGAAAGCUGGUGUCGCAGUAUCGAUGACCUGAAAUGGAAUUUAGGACAGUUCGUAGAGUAAAGCGGGCUGCGUGGCAAUCAGGAACUCACAAGCCACUGACUGUAAAGCUCAAAACACAGCAAAGUUGGCAGUCGGCAGACAGCAGUGUUGACUGUCACGAAAAGUGAUCCCUGUUUGUCCCUAAACAUAGAGAAAUCUGCAUUAUUUUCCAACACACAUGGAGCACAAACAAAAUAUUUACAAAACAAUGGGAAGAUCAUGGAAACAGUGUUUGGCAAUUUAAAAGCUUGUUUCUAACUCAUGGGAUGCAGGGAGUCUGCUCUCUAGAACUGGACAGAGUGCACAGAGCCACAAGAGGGAACAGCCAUGGCCAGCUCAGAUUGGCGUCGACAGCUCAGUGGUGUCUGAUUUUAUACAUGACAAAAUAAACGAGUUAACCAUUUAAGCCAAAAAAUAAGACCAGCGUAACCCAAAGAAAGUAUUUAAAUACUUCUGUCAAUUAGGACAAUUCAGAAAAGAGAAUAACAAAAUCAAAAGCAAAACUCAAACUUUGUACCUGAAAAAUCUAAUAAAACUGACUAAUUUAUAGAAAACCUAAGAAACUCCAUAUCAAAUAAAAAAUUUUAAGUAUGA
This is a messenger RNA of Nomascus leucogenys (northern white-cheeked gibbon), 7343 nucleotides long. It is a transcript of the gene MCF2L, whose product is annotated as MCF.2 cell line derived transforming sequence like. Gene Ontology annotation, molecular function: guanyl-nucleotide exchange factor activity; protein binding. Gene Ontology annotation, biological process: positive regulation of Rho protein signal transduction; intracellular signal transduction. Lineage: Eukaryota; Metazoa; Chordata; Mammalia; Primates; Hylobatidae. Bases 685 to 4446 code for a protein of 1253 amino acids. Gene Ontology annotation, cellular component: extrinsic component of membrane; cytoplasm. The transcript is spliced from 30 exons. The record is from RefSeq and is a predicted model, not a curated record.